Messenger RNA from Daldinia caldariorum, 2923 nucleotides. Its product is annotated as Cullin-domain-containing protein. The record is from RefSeq and is a predicted model, not a curated record. Bases 555 to 2669 code for a protein of 704 amino acids. Gene Ontology annotation, biological process: protein ubiquitination; ubiquitin-dependent protein catabolic process. The transcript is spliced from 2 exons. NCBI's taxonomy places the organism in Eukaryota, Fungi, Ascomycota, Sordariomycetes, Xylariales, Hypoxylaceae. Gene Ontology annotation, cellular component: Cul3-RING ubiquitin ligase complex. Gene Ontology annotation, molecular function: ubiquitin protein ligase binding.
GUGGUUUCUGAACUAUCCGCGAAACCACUCCGCCGGUCCGUACUGUCUCUUCAGUAUUGCGCAAAGUCUCCCCGGCAUAUCUUCCUUACCUACAUUUGGUCGCCCUGCUCUUCGUUUUCAACCUCUACCUUCUGCCUUCUGCCUUCUGCCUUCAUAUUUUCCCAUAGUCGAGCCAUUCGCUGAUAAACUUUUCAUAGCCUGCGAACCCGGCAACUAGCCCCGACGAAUUCGAACAGUGUUGGGAGAAACUCCGUCAGGCCCUGCGCGACAUACAUCUUCGUAACGCCGGUAACCUUUCCUUCGAGCAGCUUUAUCGAUAUUCUUACAAGAUCGUCCUCAAGAAGGCAGGCCAUAAGCUCUAUGAUAGGGUUAAAGAGUUUGAAGAACAAUGGUUUGCGGAUGAAGUGAUACCUCCUAUUCGGAGUCUUAUCACCAGCAACCUCAUCAGUGUCACGCUUGAAGAAGUCACCGGAUCGAGCGUGGUGGAACGCCGUGCUAAGGGCGAGAAGUUCUUGAAGGGGAUUAAGACUUCGUGGGAGAACCACAACUUUUCGAUGAAUAUGAUCGCCGAUGUCCUUAUGUACCUUGAGCGCGGUUAUGUUCAGGAUCAUAGCCGACCCUUAAUUUACACCACUACCAUUGGCUUGUUCCGGGAUCACAUCCUCCGAUCGACCAUCAAGCAGGAUGGGGCCGCCUAUACCAUAUUUGAUAUAUUGAAUGCCACCAUUAUUGACCAUAUCAACAUGGAAAGAGACGGCGACGUCAUUAAUAAGGCAUUGCUUCACAGCUGUAUUUCCAUGUUCGAGUCUCUCUUUGAAACUGACGAAGAAAACGACAACGAGCAGCUUUAUCUGACCGUCUUUGAGCCUAUCUAUCUCAGCAGCAGCCAGGCCUUCUACCAGGCCGAGUGCGAGAAACUUCUCCGCGAAGGGGAUGCCAGCGCAUGGCUUCAAUAUACGCAGAGACGUCUCGACGAAGAGGUCGAACGAUGCCACACGACCGUUUCCCCGUUAUCUUUAGGCAAGAUCACGCAAGUUGUUGAACAAGAACUAAUCGUUAAGCACACGGAUGAGUUCCUCGCUAUGGAGGGUAGUGGCGUGAAAGCAAUGCUUGAUAAUGACAGAGUUGACGAUCUUACCAAUCUCUAUCAGCUAAUAUCCCGCGUCGACCCCAGGAAGACCGUUUUGCGCAAGGCACUUUCUGCCCGAGUUAUCGAACUUGGUACCGAAAUAGAGCAGACGCUCAAGAACACCGAUUUCAGCAUAGCGCAGCAAGCUGAUGCUGAGGAGCCGGCUGACGGCGCGGAGAAGUCUAAGCCAAAGACCUUGAAUGCUGCGGCGCAGCAGACAGCAGCCGCCAUCAAGUGGGUUGAUGAUGUAUUGGUCCUUAAGGAUAAGUACGAUAACUACUGGAAAACCUGUUUUGAAGAGGACCUUAUCAUACAAACUACAUUAACUAAAAGCUUUUCCGACUUUAUAAACGCUUUUAGUCGAAGCUCCGAGUAUGUCUCCCUCUUCAUCGACGACAAUCUCAAACGGGGUAUCAAGGGCAAGACCGAAGCCGAGGUCGAUAUCGUCCUCGACAAGGCAAUAACUCUACUCCGAUAUCUUGGCGAGAAGGAUAAGUUUGAGCAAUAUUAUCAAAAGCAUCUAGCCCGUCGAUUAUUACACUCCAAAUCCGAAAGUCAAGAGGUCGAGCAAGAAAUGAUCUCGCGUAUGAAGCGAGAGCUGGGCAAUAAUUUUACGCAGAAAUUCGAGGGCAUGUUUAGAGAUAUGCGUACCUCGAAGGAGGAAACGGAACAUUAUCGCGAUCACAUCCGUGGCCUUGGCGAUGUAGAUGAGAAGCAUAUCGAUUUCAACAUCAGCGUUCUUGCCGGCAAUAACUGGCCCAGGGAGAUCAUGGGCCGCACAGGUCUCGCAGAAGGGUCUAAAGGAAAGAUCAUUUACCCACGAGAGAUCCAGACGCUCCAAGAUAGUUUUUUCAAAUUCUACAGUCUCAACCGAAAUGGCCGGGUGCUCACUUGGGUCGGAAGCGCCGGGAAUGCGGAUAUUAAGUGUGUUUUCCCAAGGAUCCCUGGCAAGACUUCUGGACCACUCAGCAAGGACCGUCGUUACGAGAUCAACGUGUCUACAUACGGCAUGGUAGUUCUCAUGCUUUUUAACGAUGUCGCCGAGGAUGAAUGGCUAUCGUUUGAGCGUAUCCAAGAGCAAACAAACAUCCCGCAAUCCGAUUUGAUCAACGUGUUAACAUCACUCUCCGUGAUAAAAGCAUACCGCAUUCUACUAAAAGAGCCGCAGACUAAAGCAGCAGCCAAACCCGGCGACAAAUUUACAUUCAAUCGCGAGUUUAUUAGCAAGGCAAUCAAAAUUAAGGUGCCUUCGGUAAACGCCGCUAACAGGGUGGAAAAUGAUGAAGAGCGUAAGGAGACCGACCAAAAGAACGAGGAGACGAGGAUGUACGUCACUGACGCUGCUAUCGUCCGUAUAAUGAAGCAACGCAAGGAACUUGGCCAUUCCCAGCUCAUUACAGAAGUUAUCCAGGUCCUGGCAAGUCGGUUCAAGCCAGAUGUACCGCUGAUCAAGCGCCGAAUAGAGGCGUUAAUAACUCGCGAGUAUCUUGAUCGAGCGGAAUUGCCUGAUGGCUCUCCAGCUUAUCAAUAUGUAGCCUAACUGCCUACCUACCUCACAUCUCUCCUCUAGAUAUUGAUGCUAUAGGCAUUUACAGCCUAUAGUCUUCUGGGUAAGAAAAUUUGCCUUAGGUACCUAACUACCAGGCGGACAAUCAGAAGACAACCGAGCAAAUGCGCGCAGCGACAUGUAUAUACUAUUCAUAAAUUGAGUAGGUGUGUUCUUCGGAUAGAAACUGCAUUUGGGUCCGGAGUUUCAUAGAACAUCAACAUUGUGGAUUAUGGAGAUAUUAGUCC